Penicillium odoratum is the source of this 1491-nucleotide messenger RNA. RefSeq lists its product as uncharacterized. Gene Ontology annotation, cellular component: nucleolus; TRAMP complex. The record is from RefSeq and is a predicted model, not a curated record. Gene Ontology annotation, biological process: RNA 3'-end processing. Lineage: Eukaryota; Fungi; Ascomycota; Eurotiomycetes; Eurotiales; Aspergillaceae. The transcript has a single exon. Gene Ontology annotation, molecular function: mRNA binding; poly(A) RNA polymerase activity. The coding region runs from base 1 to 1491 and encodes 496 amino acids.
AUGCGGUUAUCCGGCAUCCAAUCCACUCGUUUUUUCCACCAUGUGCCCCGGCGAAUCCGUCAUGUUCCCGCCCAGGAUGUUGACGUUGUUCCCAACAGUCUUCAAAAAACCCUAGAGGCGCAUCGUUCCUCAAAUCGGGCGCGCCUGAUCCGCAAAAUAUACCCCCGUACCCCGGCCGCCGGACUUUUUCGCCCUUUGAUCCCUCCAAAAAAUCGCGUAGGAUAUCUUCCACCAGAGCCUGCAAAGCCCGUGCCAGAUGAGUCGGACAUCAAGAAGCCCGGCAAAAAGCGUGCUCGCAGCCGCAUUCCAGAAACGAACCCCCGAGGGCCAGAGAAUUCCUCAAUAAAUGCGGUUCGAAGCGCAGACCACGCCGCUCCGGAACAGAAUCCGUGGCUCAGCUUUCUGGCCCCAGUCAAUGUCAUUGAUACUGUCACACAAUUGGGUGCGGAGAUCCAAGCCCUGGACCGCUAUCUGGCUCCAAGUGUCAACGAACAGAGUCAGAUCACCCAGGUGAGCACAGAGGUUCAAUCUCUGCUUGAACCAGUGGGUUCGCAACCAUCACAGAUCAUCGGUUCUCACCACACAGGUUUGGCGCUGGCCUAUUCGGACCUUAACUUCCUUUUAUAUUUUGAAGACCUCCCGCGGUCUCGACACAACCCACGAGGGCCAAGCGCCACACGGCCAAAGAUUCGAGAUGCCCAUAUCAACCUAUUACGCCAGGUGGAAUCUAUGCUACAGGGUAAUCCUGUCUUCACCGGUCAGGUUCACUGGUCCACCCAGGGCAGAUCCGUCCUUGAGGCCCGGCACCGGCCAACAGGCCUGCGACUGCGCUUCCACUGUGGCGAGAGAGUUCCAGCCUUAACAAGCUAUAUUCGGGACUACCUACUUGAGAAUCCUGCCCUCCGACCCUUAUACACUGGAGCGCGAGUGUUGCUAGAGUCCGGCGGUCUCUUCGGCUCUUCACAGGCAAGUAUCGCGCCUGAAGCCUUGGCGAUGUUGGUAAUCGCUUUUCUCAAAAUGAAUCACGGCCGUUAUCUCGGGUCCCAACACCUGGGCGAACAAUUCCUGGGGUUUUUACAGCUCUACGGCACCGACAUCAAUCUCCAGUCUAUGGGGGUUGCGGUUGAACCCCCCAGCUUUUUCGGAGCUGAAAUUCUACGCCCUUCUACUGGAGAAGAUGAGCCUGUGUAUCGUCGUGGUCAAAGGUCGCUGAUUAGUGCGAAACGCACUGCUGCUGUCAAAGGAAAUUUGCUCAUGGAUCGAAGGCUCUGUAUUCAGGACCCAACUCAUUUCAUGAACGAUCUGGGUCGUUCGUGUACUCGCACACCUGAACUGCAGAAUGCCUUGAGUGCGGCACAUGAGCGGCUAAGUCACGCGUGCGAUACUUGGGAAGGAUCGGAGAAGGGCACUUCCAUUCUGACGACUGCUCUUCGAGCCAAUUUUGAUCAAUUGGAUAAAACUCGAGGGCGCAUUAUACACCCAGUGAACUAG